Molecule: messenger RNA, 1265 nt
Organism: Aplosporella prunicola CBS 121167
Lineage: Eukaryota; Fungi; Ascomycota; Dothideomycetes; Botryosphaeriales; Aplosporellaceae
Exons: 2
Coding region: 230-1204 (324 amino acids)
Biological process (GO): cellular response to oxidative stress
Cellular component (GO): cis-Golgi network; cytoplasm; fungal-type vacuole
Molecular function (GO): glutathione disulfide oxidoreductase activity
Source: RefSeq, a predicted model, not a curated record
GACAGGGUCAACCUGAGCCCCCCGAUUCCUCCCAACCAAAACAAAGCCACCACGCUCCGUCUCGUGCGCUCACAUACCUCAAGCCAUUCUUUCCCCGCCAAAUCCAAGAGCCAAGCCAAGCCACCGAUCCGUACCUACCUACCUGCCACACCACACCACCACCACCUUAUCCUCCUCAUCCUCCAACAACAACAACAACAACAACAACAACAACCUCAGACCUCCCGCCAUGCCGCCGUCGCUACGCUCGCAGCGACGCCUCAAGGCCAUGGGCCUGCUCGUCUUCCUCGCCGUGCUGACGACGCUGUACCUGACAUCUGCCGCGCGGCAGACGCGCAAUUCAGACUUCUACCAACGCACGCAGGGCGCGCUGGCGGCGCGCGAGCGGGCAGCCGUCGCCGCAGCCGAAGCCGAGCUCGAGGCCCAGGCCGCCGACUUCGAUGUCGGCAAGCGGCUCAAGGCCGCCGAGGAAAAGGCCAAGAAGAGCGCCAACAACAAGGGCGACCGCAUCCAGGAGGUUGUGGCCGCGGGCAAGGCUGAGAAGGAGAAGGAGCGUGUGGGCGACAUGAAGAAUGGUGGUGCGGCUACAAAGGACGAUGCACCCGAACAUGAUGAGAUCACUGGCGAGAAGAGCGUCGCGGGCCGCAUCUCGCUGAAGGAUUCCGCUAAGGACGACGGCGUUGCGAAGGUGGGCAAGGUGGGCGAUAGCGUCAAGGGACAUACCGCGGCGACACCCAGCAAGGCCGGCGAAGAGGAAAAGUCGGAUGAGGACCGCGAAGUCGAACUCGAACUCAACGCUAUCCUCAAGAAGAGCCCGAUCAUCAUCUUCUCCAAGUCGUACUGCCCCUACUCUGCGAAAGCGAAGCGCAUCCUGCUGGAAUCCUACGCCAUCACGCCGCGCCCGUACGUCGUGGAGCUGGACCAGCACCCGCUGGGCGCCGGGCUGCAGGCCGCCCUGGCCAAGUCGACGGGCCGCGGCACCGUGCCCAACAUCCUGAUCAACGGGCGCAGCAUCGGCGGCGGCGACGACGUCGAGUCGCUGCAGCUCAAUGGCCGCCUGGCCGAGACGGUCCACAGCAUGGGCGGCAAGCGCGUCACCGAGGUCAAGGAGGUCGACCCUAAUGAUGCUGCCGCUGCUGCCGCUGCUGCCGACAAGAAGGACAGCCUCAAGCGCCGCCGCGUUAAGCGCGUGCUCAAUGCGUGAGCGCGCUUGUGCCUUUGUGCUUCUUUCUCUUCUUCGUCUUCUUUAUUUGGAUCCUCUUUUU